AUGGUCAUCGAUGACCAGCAGGAGCGUGACGGCGUCAAGGCGACGGCAACCCCAAACCGCAACGGCAACGGCAAUGGCAACGGCAAUGGCAACGGCAACAACGGCGAAAACAGCAACAUCAACACCAACACCAACAGCAAUAACUCUUGGUUUGCCCAGCCUACGAUCAACAUGGUUCGCGGGCAUGUCAACACUGACGACCAUGAUGGACGACCUCUUCAGAUCCUAUUUAUGAUCGAAAAGGAGAAGGACCAGAAGGUUGUUGUCAGCAGUCUGAACGCCUACGUAGACCUUGCCUCCGAGAAACAAGACAACAUCCGUCCGUCGGAGCAGCUUUGCAGCCAGCCUCCAGAGACCGCCGAACCCGCCCACCGUUCUUAG
Molecule: messenger RNA, 381 nt
Organism: Clonostachys solani
Lineage: Eukaryota; Fungi; Ascomycota; Sordariomycetes; Hypocreales; Bionectriaceae
Source: the annotation of a GenBank genome assembly